Molecule: messenger RNA, 1327 nt
Organism: Cryptomeria japonica (Japanese cedar)
Lineage: Eukaryota; Viridiplantae; Streptophyta; Pinopsida; Cupressales; Cupressaceae
Product: protein trichome birefringence-like 39
Exons: 6
Coding region: 49-1242 (397 amino acids)
Cellular component (GO): Golgi apparatus
Molecular function (GO): O-acetyltransferase activity
Source: RefSeq, a predicted model, not a curated record
GUAAUCAUAAGAGUGAAGCUACACAAGCUUAUUGAAUAAGUGAAGAAAAUGUUGAUUGCAAUUCUUACUCUUGUGCUGUGUCUCUUAUCACUCCAUCACACAAAUUGCAAUAUAUUCUCUGGGAGAUGGGUCCAUCACCCCUCCUAUCCUCUCUAUGAUGCUUUAAAAUCUCCUUACAUUGUCAAACCAUUCAAUUGCAAACCAAACCGUAGACCAGACUCUGAUUAUCAGGAAUGGAGAUGGCAGCCAAAUGGCUGUGAUAUUCCAAGGUUCAGUGCAAGGGGCUUACUGGAGAAGCUGAGAGGGAAGAAAUUAAGGUUUGUUGGCGACUCCAUAAGCCAAAACCAGUUUUUGUCUCUCAUCUGCCUCGUCUCUAAAGAGUUCCCAACUACAUUCAUUCCGAGCAGUUAUAAGAAUGAUAAAUUCAUUUCUACUGUAUGCAGAUUGAUGGAUUCUAAAGUAUUUAUCGCAGUAAAGUACCACGCUCAAUCGGUAGGGAUUUUAUCCCGGGAGUUCCCACAGAUUAAGAAUCUGGAUUGUCGGUCGCCACCAUUUAAAGAAAAUCACUUGCCGCUGAAGCCACAGAUCGUUGGAAUCUCUGAAGAUAAUUGUUUUCUUCAUAGAGUUCUUUCCAUUGAAUUUUUCUGGGCUCCAUUUUUAGUUGAUCUUGAGAUCAAUCAUGAGAGGAAGAGAAUUGUUCACGUGGAUGAGAUCCAAAACAACUCAGUUCAUUGGAGAGCUGAUAUCUUCAUCUUUGAGUCAUCUAAAUGGUGGCGAGAGAAUUUGGGCAAACAAAGAUGGGACAUUAUCAUGGAAGGCCAAAAAAUUUAUACCGACAUGAAGCCACUGGUAGCUUACAAGAAGGCACUAAUUACAUGGUCACAUUGGGUAUCUUCAAAUGUGAAUCCCCAAACUCUGGUCUUCUUUCGCAGCAACUCAUACAGCCAUUAUAACAGGAAGAGAAGAUGCGCAAGUGAGAAGGAGCCCAUUGAAGAUCCCUCAUACAACCCUCAUCCAACUGUUUAUGCUGCCAUACUCCACCAAGUUCUGAGCACCACUAAAUUUCCAGUAAAAUUCUUCAAUGCCUCCCUUAACUCAGCAUUUCGCAAAGAUGGACAUCCAUCAAUCUACACGAGCCUUAACAUUAGUGCACCUGAGCACCAAGAUUGUACCCACUGGUGUUUGCCAGGCGUUCCUGAUAGCUGGAACCAACUAUUUUAUGCAACCUUAUUGGGGGCCUGACCAUUACACCUUACUGUUCUUCAAUAUGGGUGCAAUCAAAUUCUUCAUGAAUGUAGUUUUAAAAAGUAAAAAAUCUCAUUCUUCA